CAGAAGAAACAAGUAUCCAAAUAAAAAUUAGUAUGGAGUACUCCUACCUCUUUCUAAGAAAAAAACAAAAAACAACAACAACAACAACCCCCCCCCACCAAAACUGAAACACCUGACUUCUGCUGUAUUGAAGAGUCAGUGCUCUCUCUCUUGCCACUCUUUGUGCUUAGAAACACAAAGUGGAUGUGAAACUCCACUGGAAAACUUAGAUGCUACACAGGCAAUAAACCUGACUUCAAGAUGUCAGAGGAAGAUGAUUCUUUUCUGAAUGUUAAAAGAUCUCUGAAAAAAAGAAUGGUGAAACACAGCACCCCAGUGGACUCAAUAAUUUCAAGAACAUGUCCAUCUCUUACUGAUCUGACAAAUCAGUCAAUCAAGGAACAAGAUGCCACAAAAAGAGUUUAUGGAUCUCCAAUGCCAAAAUCAAAUCUUUUAUUUUCUAGAAGGAGGCUUUCCACUGUGUUGGCCUCUGAUGAGUCAUAUCAAGAGCCGGGUCACAAGGUUGUCCCAAAUACAGAAACUCAAGCUAACACCAGAGCAUCUAUGGAUGUUGCAGUAACUCCCAAGAGUGGACCUUCAUGGCUUACUUCUGGAAUACCAGGGAUAAAAGAUCCCCUGGUAGCAAAAUACAGAAAGAAGAAAAUGGAUAAAACUCUUCAGCAGAAAAAGAAACAAAGAGAAUGGCUGCUUCGUCAACUUAAUAACAUUGAGGAGGCAACUAAACAUGAAUUGACAGUUGAAGAAGCUUGAUUGGGUUACCUGUGGGAUAAGUGCUAUCACACUCAUCAUGUGGGAAUGGCGAGUUCCAAUAAAUCACACUCUUCAUUACA
Molecule: messenger RNA, 830 nt
Organism: Hirundo rustica (Barn swallow)
Lineage: Eukaryota; Metazoa; Chordata; Aves; Passeriformes; Hirundinidae
Gene: SYSRN
Product: coiled-coil domain containing 201
Exons: 4
Coding region: 241-750 (169 amino acids)
Source: RefSeq, a predicted model, not a curated record